CGCCGCUGUCUCAGGGGCGCGCGCUCGAGUCCUGCCGCGAGCUGUUGCCUCGCGCGCCUUUCGUGCCCUUCUCCAGCCUUCGCCGCUCUUUUCCCACCGUUCGUUCCGCCGCGUGCUGUGGCUGCGGAGAACCGCCUAAAAUGACUUCUGUAUAAAUGCCACAGAAUAAAUGGCGUCCAAAGUAACGGAUGCUAUAGUCUGGUACCAGAAGAAGAUUGGGGCAUAUGACCAACAAAUAUGGGAGAAAUCCGUAGAACAACGAGAAAUCAAGGGUUUGAGGAACAAGCCAAAGAAAACUGGACAUGUAAAACCGGAUCUCAUAGAUGUUGAUCUUGUAAGAGGCUCCGCCUUUGCUAAAGCUAAACCAGAAAGUCCCUGGACCUCCCUGACUCGAAAGGGUAUUGUUAGAGUUGUGUUCUUCCCAUUCUUCUUUAGGUGGUGGCUACAAGUGACAUCAAAGGUUAUUUUCUCCUGGCUCCUUGUUCUUUAUCUUCUGCAAGUUGCUGCAGUAGUAUUGUUUUAUACAAUAGAAGGCCCACAUAAUAUACCUCUGACUGAAGUAAUAGGGCCAGUAUGGCUCAUGUUGCUCCUUGGAACUGUGCAUUGCCAGAUUGUUUCAACAAGAACACCUAAACCAUCUCCAAGUACAGGAGGCAGAAGGAGAAGGAAAUUAAGGAAAGCAGCACAUUUGGAAGUACAUAGGGAAGGCGAUGGCUCUAGUACUACAGAUAACACACAGGAAGGAACAGUGCAGAGCUACGGUACAAGCACCUCUUACAGUAUUGGCGCUGUCUUCCGAGAUAUCUGGCAUGCCGCUUUCUUUUUAUCAGGAGCAAAGAAAAUGAAGAAUUCAAUAGAUAAGUCAACAGAGACUGACAAUGGAUAUGUCUCCCUUGAUGGAAAAAAGAGAGGUAAAAGCAGCGAAGAUGUUUUGCAGUCCCAUGGGUCCCACUGUGAAGUUAUCAGACCAGAAGAGACAUGCUGGAGUACGGGAAUGGUCAGAAACAUAUACAGUAAUCCAAAUCAUCACAAAGAUGUCCCCAAAUCAGGUACUAGUUGCAGUUCACGAUGUUCAAGUUCCAGACAGGAUUCUGAGAGCACAAGGCCAGAAUCUGAGACAGAAGACAUAUUGUGGGAAGAUCUUUUGCACUGUGCAGAGUGCCGCUCAUCAUGUACCAGUGAGACAGAUGUGGAGAACUCUCAGGUUAAUUCAUGUAUGAAGAAAGAAUAUAGAGAUGAUCCAUUUCAUCAGAGUCAUUUACCCUGGUUUCAUAGUUCCAAUCCCGGGCUAGAAAAAGUAAGUGCAAUUGUUUGGGAAGGUAAUGACUGCAAAAAGGCUGAUAUGUCAGUGCUUGAGAUCAGUGGCAUGAUAAUGAACAGGGUUAACAGCUAUGUACCAGGAAUAGGUUAUCAGAUUUUUGGAAAUGUUGUGUCUGUAAUCCUGGGUUUAACACCAUUUGUAUUUCGGCUUUCUCAAGCUAAGGAUCUGGAGCACUUAGCCACCCACUCUGCUACUGAACUCUAUAGUAUUGCAUUUGGGUCAAAUGGAGACAUAAUGGUUAUUGCCAUGGUUACAGUAUGCUUCAUUGUUCGUGUUUCCCUUGUAUGGAUUUUCUUCUUCCUGCUAUGUGUGGCAGAGAGAACAUACAAGCAGAGGUUGCUCUUUGCAAAACUCUUUGGCCAUUUAACAUCAGCAAGAAGAGCACGAAAAUCAGAAGUUCCUCACUUCCGAUUAAAGAAGGUGCAGAAUAUUAAAAUGUGGCUUUCCCUGCGCUCCUAUCUGAAGCGUCGAGGUCCUCAGCGAUCAGUCGAUGUAAUUGUCUCAUCUGCUUUUUUGUUGACCAUUUCAGUUGUCUUUAUCUGCUGUGCACAGUUGCUUCAUGUACACGAGAUCUUCCUUGAUUGCCAUUAUAAUUGGGAACUUGUGAUAUGGUGCAUUUCUUUAACUUUGUUUCUUUUGAGAUUUGUUACACUUGGAUCUGAAACAAGUAAAAAAUACAGUAAUACCUCAAUACUACUUACAGAACAGGUGAGAAGUCUUCUAGUAAGAAUGAUGAUUACAUCUAGAUAUUUCAUUCUGUAUCCAUUCAAGAAUAGCUACUAAAAAUAUUCCUUGGUA
Molecule: messenger RNA, 2119 nt
Organism: Pogona vitticeps (central bearded dragon)
Lineage: Eukaryota; Metazoa; Chordata; Lepidosauria; Squamata; Agamidae
Source: RefSeq, a predicted model, not a curated record